GCUCUCCCCUCUCGGCAGUCGACAUGGCGGCCGGUGGUCGAGCUGCGCUCGCGGUCCUAGCGGUGGUGGCGCUGCUGGGGCCUGUGCGGGCCUGGGACCAGCCAGGAAGAGUUCUGCUGCGGGAGGUGCAAGCCCUUACUCUCUACAGAGAUCAAUAUACUACUUCUCGUCGGACAUCUCCAGUUCCCCAAUUGCAGUGCACUGGUGGCUCAGCUGGAUGCUCCUACGUCCCUGCAGUUGUUCAGUGCCAUAACAAAGGCUGGGAUGGCUUUGAUAUACAGUGGGAGUGUAAGGCAGACUUGGACAUUUCUUAUCGGUUUGGAAGAACUGAAGUGAGCUGUGAAGGCUAUGAUUAUCCAGAUGACCCCUACAUCUUAAAGGGAUCCUGUGGUUUGGAGUACAGGUUAGAGCUAACAGAAGAAGGUGAAAAGAAAACAAAGAACUUUGGUGGAAGCUCUAGUUCCAGCUAUUAUCACUCGAGUAAAGUUAAGCCUGGGGAUUCCUCUGAUUCUAGUACUGGAAUGAUUAUAAUAAUAGUACUACUGGUCCUUGCUUAUGGAGUCUACAAGCUGUUCCUCAAUAACCCACAGCCUCAACAAGAUUUCUCUGAUGGCGAUGGAUACUCUAGGCCUUCUGGACAGAAUUACCAGGCCCCGCCUCCUCCUGGUUUUAAGUCCAGUUUCACAGGAGCUGGUGGCUUAGGUGGUGGUUCCGGUUAUCAUGCCAACUCAGGAGCAGGGUUUUGGACUGGAUUAGGAACAGGCGGCCUACUGGGGUACUUGGCUGGCAGUCGGAGAGGACAGUCACGCUCAUAUUUUCCACAUUUCAGUUCAUGGACUGGUCCCACAGCUGCAACUCCCACGUGGGGGAAUUCAUGCAACUCCACACAGCCUGGUAGUUCAGGGACAAGAACUGCAUCUGGCUAUGGGGGAACGAAAAGGAGGUGAAGUUUUUGACUCUCUGCACCAAUGGUUCAAUUCAAUAUAACCUUCCUCUGUGCAUCACAUAGCCUGUUGUGUUAAUUAUGGGACUUCAGUUUAAAAACUACUGAAAUCUUCUCCCAAAGGAUUUGUGGGAUGUUUGAAAUAGUUCCACAAAUAAAAGAGAGGGGUUUUUGGU
Molecule: messenger RNA, 1119 nt
Organism: Gavialis gangeticus (Gharial)
Lineage: Eukaryota; Metazoa; Chordata; Crocodylia; Gavialidae
Gene: SARAF
Product: store-operated calcium entry associated regulatory factor
Exons: 6
Coding region: 24-947 (307 amino acids)
Biological process (GO): regulation of store-operated calcium entry
Cellular component (GO): endoplasmic reticulum membrane
Source: RefSeq, a predicted model, not a curated record